Molecule: messenger RNA, 3652 nt
Organism: Otolemur garnettii (small-eared galago)
Lineage: Eukaryota; Metazoa; Chordata; Mammalia; Primates; Galagidae
Product: inactive serine/threonine-protein kinase TEX14-like
Exons: 17
Coding region: 1338-3503 (721 amino acids)
Biological process (GO): attachment of spindle microtubules to kinetochore; intercellular bridge organization; protein phosphorylation
Cellular component (GO): kinetochore; midbody; intercellular bridge
Molecular function (GO): protein binding; protein kinase activity; ATP binding
Source: RefSeq, a predicted model, not a curated record
GUCAACCUGAGCUAGGGGAUUCUGCAGCUCAAGAGAUCUUGAGAUGACCCUAGAGUGCAGUAAGGGCAUUGAUUGAGGACUAAGGAGGCCUCUCCUCAACUCUGAAGUAGUCUGUCUUUGGAUGGGCUUGGUCAGUGACUGAUGCAGGAACUUUCUUCGCCCCAGUGAAUGCCCAGAUGAAGAGCAGAAACCAAGCCAUGAAAGCCAAGAAGCUGAACCAAGGCCACAUGUGCAGGGAAGGACAUAAAGAAGAGCCAAACCACACUCUCAGUAAUAAGCAUUGCAUAAAGCCCCUUCUGGGCUAGGGUCUGAGAUGAACAAUGCAACCCCAGGCCCUGCCCUCACAGGGCUCUAAGUCUGGUGAGGGGAGACAACCCAUCUUCAGACUGUGAGAGCCUAGAGUGAUCAAGGAUGUGAUGGGAGAAGCCCAGACAGAGUAGUCAGGGCUCUGUUGGGGAAGCCUAGGGGGUUGUGGGAGGUCAGAGGAGGCCCCUGACCCACACUGGGGGUGAUCAAGAGGGCAUCCCAGAGAACUGAUAAGAAUGACCAGUGAAGAAUGAGGUGAGCAUUCGAAGGCAAGGGCACGUGCACACACAGUGUGUGACACACAUUGGGGAGUGGGUAGACGAGAACGGAGGGUGGGCAGGCCCAGAUGAUGCAGUCUGAGAUGCCAGACUGCAAGGCGUGGUCUUUGUCCCUGGGCACUAGAGAUUCAGGAUGGUUUCAGACAGGGGAGGGCCUAGAAAGUGGAGACAGGUUGGGAGCCCAAGGGAGGGUGGGAGAGGGUUGGGCUGCAGGGAGGUCAGAUGGAGGCUAGCAGAAAGGACAGCCAAGUGGCUGAGAGAGUGGGCUAUGGGGCUGACAGGACAGGGGAAGAGAUGUCCAGGGUGAGUAUCAGGACUCUGUUUUGCAAAGGGGCACAGUGGAGCCACCCUACAUGGAGAGGGGGGAAAAACACAGUUUGGGGGAGAUUCUUAAGCCAAUGUAGGACCUGCAUGGUGUGACAGCAUCUGGGGAACGUCCAGAGGGUGGCAUCUUGAGGGGCUCCUAGUCUUGAGGCUCAGGGGAAAGGCUAGAGCAGCGACGGAGAUGAAACUAUGCGAGGGUGGGUAAGAAGCACGGGCAGACAGCCAAGGGCAGCUGUAUGGGGAUCAAGAUGGGCCCACGCCCCCCAAAAGUUCUCAGGGUAGGCAACAAGGGAGGAACAUGCAGAGCACAGCUGAAUAUUCCAGGUCAAACACCUCAGUCUUCUCCCCCUGGUCAGUCCCAGACCCCGUGGGACAGCUCUCUGGGGAGGCUGAGUACUGCGCAAGUGUUGCAGGAAGCCACCGAAGCGCAUGCGCCUAGCAUUCCCGCUCCUAUUGCAGCAAGUGCGCAGGGGUCACGUGACAGUCACGUGCGGAGCACUAUGGAGCCCAACGAGGCCCAAGCCUUCUCUUCCUCCUGCCCUCAUGAAACCCAGAGUCUGCAGCCUACCCAUGCCCUUGCUGCCCUCAGGCUUCCCUGUGGAGCUGGGCUCCUUCAGGGAUGGAGACACCACCCAGGUGGGCCGUCUUCAUCGUCUGGCUGUGGCUGGCGGCCCAGGCUGGGGCCUGGCCAGGCUCCUGCGCAGAGUUGUCCAGGUAGAUGGUGAAAACUCUGCUGGGCAGACAGGGCUCUUCCUCUCAGCACUGCUGGGCCACACCUCUGUUGUGCAGCUCCUGCUGGCCUUUGGUGCCAAUCCCAACCACCGCUGCCUUGAUGGCAGCACGCCGGUGCAUGCGGGCGCCUUCUCCGGCUGUAGCCCAGUGAUGCUACACCUGCUGCAGGCGGGAGGUGACUUGCGUCUGCAUGACCAGCAGGGUCGCACACCACGAGACUGGGCUGAACAGGGUGGUGUCAAGCAGAGCUGGGAGGUGCUGGAGCUGUUACAGCUCUGCCGAGCUCACAUAUCGGCAUUAGUGCAUGGCAAUGAGCUGGCGCUCACAUCUCUGGGCCAAUUGCAGGCCAGAUCUGGGAACAGUCUGCAGGGCUCCUUGUCUUCAUUGUGGCAGACAGACAGGGCACAGAGGCUGGAGCAGAUCGGGAGAUCCCCCCAGGUCCCAAACUUGGGGUUCGGCCAGCUGAGCAGCUUGUGGCCACUGGGUCUAGUAACGAGUGUACCCCUUGCGGACCCCAAGGAGCUACUGCCAGCCCAGGGUGAGCCUGACCGAACCUACGAGAGCAGCUCCCACACCCUCAUGGCCAACCUCCUAUGGAGGGGGCACUCCGUGACCAUGAGGCAGCUGAAGGCCCCUGGAACCCAGCCUGAUGUACUGCUGGCCGACCUUCGGCACUGCAGCACCCUGCACCACCCCAACCUGUUGCUGCUGAUGGCACUGAGCCCCUCAGCGGACCUGUCGGGGCUGUGCCUUCUCUUCGAGCCUGUGUGGCUGGGCUCCCUGCAUGUGAUGCUGCACCUGCGGGGACAAAGUAAGGAGGGGCCCCAGGCUGUGCCAGGCCUGCUGCCAGGCCAGCUGCUGCUGCAGGUGCUAGAGGCCCUGCUGUUCCUGCAAGCCCGCUGCCGUGCUCAUGGCGGCCUCAGCUCCCACGCUGUGCAGCUGGUGCGGCCUGGCCUGGCUAAGGUGGGCAACCUGGAGCACGGGCGUUCACUACAGCAGCGCUGGCUGUGUCCCAGGCUGCAGCAGGGCCACCCCUGGGGAGGCCCAGGUCCAGGGCUGCCCCCACCCCCUGAACUGUACCCAUGGCUGCCACUUGAGCUGAUCUGUAGUGACUUGCCUACCACCACUUCAGACCUCUACAGCUUCUGCAUCCUGGCCCAGGAGGUCUUCACUGGAGAGCUGCCCUGGGCUGGAAGAGAGGGCCCUGAGGUGAAGGCCAAGCUGGAGGCAGGUGAGAGCCUGGCCCUGGACCCCUUGGUACCAGCCCCCUACCAGGCCCUGAUUCAGGCUGGGCUGGGCCUAAGGCCUGCUGACCGCUGGGGCAGCCUGCAGAGUACUCGAUACCUGCUGCGGGAGGCCAUGGCCCAGGACUCAGUUCCUGAGGUGAGCUCCCCAACAGAGUGGACCACACUGUCCUCUGCACUGCAGGGCUCCUCCCCAGAGAAACUAUACUAUGAUGUGGCUCCCAGAGCCAAGACCACACCCAGGCCUGUGCCACCUGUGAUGUCCCCUGGCCCCAUUCCAUCCCAGGCUCUGGAGACUCCUGAGGUCACAGGCCACAGCGGGGUCCAGAGUGGUGCAGCCUGGGACUCAGGCAGCAGCUUGACUCUAGACAGCAGCCCCAGCCCCAGCCUUUGCCCUGGCCCCAGCCACAGCCCCACAGCCAGGGUCAGCCUGAACUGCUGUCUGCAGCUCAGUUCAAUAGGCCCUGCCCUACACUCCAGCCUUGAGUACUCAGCUUCCCUGCUGGGGAUCCAGAGCUCUGUGGAGCAGUUUGAGAGAAGUUCUCAGCCAAGAUCCAAACUGCUGCGGCACGCUCACAGGGUUACCCCACUGGAUCCCCAGCCCUGCACCCAGUACUGAGCUGAUUGAAGGAAGUUUCUUCUCCAGUCUGCAGAAGAUGGAUCUGCUGGAGGAGAUAACAGCAGAGCUUCAAAGAAGAUGCCAACCCAGAGACAAACCCCACUUAUCUGACCUUGGCCCCACUCCUGACACAGAUUCCUGGAGUGCCC